Molecule: messenger RNA, 2496 nt
Organism: Microthlaspi erraticum
Lineage: Eukaryota; Viridiplantae; Streptophyta; Magnoliopsida; Brassicales; Brassicaceae
Source: the annotation of a GenBank genome assembly
AUGACAGUUCACAGACUCGAGGAGCUAAGAAAGAAGCACGCUCCAGAUAUAAUUUUCCUAAUGGAGACAAAAAAUCCAGAGGAUAUCAUCACAAACCUGCUAUCAUCCCUUAACUUGGAGUCUCGCUUCUUUGUUCCACCACACAGCCCCGGAGGCGGAGGAUUAGCUCUCUUCUGGAGAAACGACAUAGACCUCGAAGUCCUCCUCUCCUGCAACAAUUUCAUAGAUACUUCAAUCUCCUACAAGAACAAAACCUUUGCUGCCACAUUCGUUUACGGAGAACCCGAUCAUACAAAAAGGAGAAACGUCUGGAAUGAAAUAACAAACCUCGCUUUCUCCAGAGAAGAACCGUGGUUCCUGACUGGAGAUUUCAACGACAUCAUCGAAAAUAGCGAGAAAAACGGCGGACCGGCAAGAACAGAAGGAUCCUUCUGCGACUUCAGAGCUUUCAUCUCCCAGAAUGACCUCUACGAUAUCCAGCACUCAGGUAACUCGUUCUCGUGGAGAGGAAUGAGAUAUACCCACCUGGUCCAUUGUCGUCUUGACCGAGCCCUAUCAAAUAGCAUGUGGGCUGAGAGAUUUCCCUCUAGUAGAUGCUACUACCUAGACUUUGAAGGAUCAGAUCACCGUCCUUUGCUCUCGAUCCUUGAGCCAAACCUGAAAAAGAAGCGUGGCAUCUUCAGGUAUGAUAGAAGCAUGAGAUCAAACGAAGAAAUCUCUAAGUUAGUAGACUACGCCUGGAAUGCAGCAAAUGAAGAUACUGUGGAGCAGAGGCUAGCUAAAUGCCGAUCAGCUAUCUCCCUGUGGAACCGCAAGCACCACACAAAUAGCCAGAAAGCGAUUCAAGAUGAAAAAGCAAAGCUAGAGAAGGCAAUGAGCUCUACGGAUCUCUUCAUCACAAAAUCCUCUGAAUGCGUAGAAAUAGUGGCUCACGCUCUAACCCCCUGCAUCUCCCCUGAAACUAGUGAAACCCUGAUUGCGACCCCGACCACGGAGGAAAUUAGAGAAGCACUCUUCUCUAUCCAUGCCGACAAAGCCCCCGGUCCAGACGGAUUCUCUGCAAGCUUUUUCCAGUCAAACUGGUCAAGUGUCAAAGAGAGAGUAACGACAGAGAUCAAGGAAAUAUUUACCUCCGGUAUAGUGCCAAGAUCUAUCAACAGAACCCAUGUGAGACUCAUACCGAAGAUCCCCAGCCCCAAAUCAGUUGCAGAAUAUCGCCCCAUCGCUCUUUGCAACGUCUUUUACAAGAUUAUCUCCAAAAUCUUGAUCAUGCGACUCCAACCAAUCCUCCCAUCCAUCAUCUCAGAAACACAAACAGCUUAUGUUCCGGGAAGAGCAAUUUCAGAUAAUGUAUUAAUCACACAUGAAGUUCUACAUUACCUCAAAGGCUCAGGAGCAACGAAGCAUUGCUCUAUGGCGGUGAAGACUGAUAUGAGCAAAGCCUACGACAGGGUGGAGUGGAGCUUCAUAGCAACGGUACUGGAGCGCUUUGGCUUUCACGCAAGAUGGAUAAAUCUGAUUCUCCAUUGUAUCUCCAUGGUUUCCUACUCUUUUCUGGUGAAUGGAGCAGCUCAAGGCUCGGUCAUCCCCCAACGAGGUAUAAGACAGGGAGACCCCCUGUCACCCUUCAUUUUCAUCCUCUGCGGUGAGGUCCUGUCUGGCCUAUGUCGACAAGCCCAAGAUAUCGGCAAGCUCCCUGGAAUCAGAGUAUCCAGAGGAAGCCCUCGACUCAACCACCUCCUCUUUGCUGAUGCCACCAUGUUUUUCUGCAAAACAAGUCAACAAAGCUGUGAAUCUCUUAUGACAAUCCUCCAAAAGUAUGAAAAAGCAUCAGGAAUAGAGAAGGAAGAAGGUAAAGGAAAGUACCUUGGCCUACCAGAAAGCUUUGGAAGAAAGAAAAAAGACCCCUUCACUAUGAUUGUAGACCGCAUCCACCAACGAUCAGUCCACUACUCCUCCAGAUUCCUCUCAAGUGCAGGGAAGUUGACUAUGCUCAAGUCCGUCUUGUCAGCUAUGCCCACCUACUCCAUGUCGUGCUUCAAACUCCCUGCAGGCUUAUGCAAGAGAAUACAAUCGGCUUUAACUCGUUUCUGGUGGGAUUCUAAGAUAGGAGAAAGGAAAAUGUGCUGGCUCUCUUGGGAUAAACUUACCAGAUCAAAACGAGACGGUGGUUUAGGCUUCCGAGACAUUCAGAGCUACAACGAUGCCUUCCUCGCGAAAUUGAGCUGGAGAAUCCUCAACCAACCCAAUUGCCUCCUCUCACGAGUUCUCCAAGGAAAAUACUGCAGAGACCGCCACUUCUUAAACGUGUUCCUUCCCUCCUCAACAUCUCACAGAUGGAGAGGAAUCCUUAUAGGCAGAGACCUUCUGCUCCAGAAGCUAGGAAAAGCAAUCGGCAAUGGACGCUCUACCUCGCUUUGGAAUGAUCCUUGGCUCAGCCUCACCACACCAACCUGUCCAGUAGGUCCUACAAGAGAUCAAGACAAAACCUUGUAG